AUGGCCCAGUCGCUGUGCCCGCCGCUCUCCGAGUCCUGGAUUCUCUCCGCGGGCUGGGACCCAGCUCUGCAGCCGCCCUCUGACAAGAACUGUGGCUGCUCCCCCGCCUCAUCCCCGGACUCCUGGGGCAGCGCCUCGGCCAGCAGCCCUCUACGGAGUCCCCCGCGGCCCGCCGCGCGCCCAGCUCACCGCGCCCCGACAGCAGGGAGGCGCGGCGCCCGCUGCAGCCGCCUGGGCAGCGGGCAGCGACAGAGCGCUAGCGAGCGCGAGAAGCUACGCAUGCGCACGCUCGCACGCGCCCUGCUCGAGCUGCGCCGCUUUCUGCCGCCGUCCGUGGCUCCCGCAGGCCAGAGCCUGACCAAGAUCGAGACGCUGCGCCUGGCCAUCCGCUACAUCGGCCACCUGUCGGCCGUGCUGGGCCUCAGCGAAGAGAGCCUGCGGCGCCGGCGCCUGCGGCUCAGCGACGCGGCAUCCCCUCGGGCCUGCCCGCUCUGCCCCGACGGCGGCCCCGCGCAGGCGCAGACGCAGGGCCUGGGCUCGUCUGCCGACGGCGCCGCGCCUUGGGGAUCCCCGCCAGCCUGUCCCGGAGCCCUCGCAGCGUCCGAGCCGCGUGACCCGCCUGUGCUGUACGCCGAGACGGUGUGCCCCGAAGCGCAGGCGACGGAGCCGAGCUCCUCAUCUACGCUCUCUCCUGGCGACGUUCUGGCUCUGCUGGAGACCUGGAUGCCCCUGUCGCCUCUGGAAUGGCCACCAGCCUGA
Messenger RNA from Trichechus manatus latirostris (Florida manatee), 759 nucleotides. It is a transcript of the gene MESP1, whose product is annotated as mesoderm posterior bHLH transcription factor 1. The transcript is spliced from 2 exons. Gene Ontology annotation, cellular component: nucleus. Gene Ontology annotation, biological process: regulation of transcription by RNA polymerase II; heart morphogenesis; mesoderm formation. The coding region runs from base 1 to 759 and encodes 252 amino acids. The record is from RefSeq and is a predicted model, not a curated record. Gene Ontology annotation, molecular function: RNA polymerase II cis-regulatory region sequence-specific DNA binding; DNA-binding transcription factor activity, RNA polymerase II-specific; protein dimerization activity. NCBI's taxonomy places the organism in Eukaryota, Metazoa, Chordata, Mammalia, Sirenia, Trichechidae.